Sinocyclocheilus rhinocerous is the source of this 1663-nucleotide messenger RNA. RefSeq names its product family with sequence similarity 53 member B (gene fam53b). The record is from RefSeq and is a predicted model, not a curated record. Lineage: Eukaryota; Metazoa; Chordata; Actinopteri; Cypriniformes; Cyprinidae. Gene Ontology annotation, cellular component: nucleus. Gene Ontology annotation, biological process: positive regulation of canonical Wnt signaling pathway; protein import into nucleus. Bases 344 to 1399 code for a protein of 351 amino acids. The transcript has 5 exons.
AUAACUGAUGUUUUACAUGAGUGUGUAUUUUGUUUUCGCUCAGUUGAAGGUGUUUAGAGUGCGUGUUGUGAGUGUUUUGUGCUGAAUGUGGGUUCCGUGUCCCCCCGCGGCUGCCGCUGUGUGUGACCGGGCCCGCGCUGGAGGAGCAACCGCGAGAUGAGCAGCCGACGCGCGCGGGGAUGAAGAUGAUCUGAACGGCUGUGUUUACCGAUCCGUCCCGCCGCUCGCUGGCCCGCUGAAGAGCGUUUGGUACUGAUGUGGGAGUGAUCGGAUCGGAUCAGCGCGGCACUCCAAUGAUGAGCUUCACUAGAACUGUCCUGCACUGGAAUGGACUGUGGCAAACAUGUGUGUUGCCAUGGUGAUUAUUCACACUAAAACACUGGAAAAGAAGGCCGUCGAUGAUGUAGCAUCCACAGAGUCUCUGCAGCUGCAUGAGCCGCCGACCAUGAGCCAGGGGACGGCCCUCUUCUCCUUUGGAAUCAUGGAGUCUGGACACUGGCCGGAGGUUGGCGGGGUGUGUGGCGUCCAGCAGCGGCCCGUGGGCUCCAGUCUGGAGAGUCUGUGGGACAGCGUGCGAGAGACGUGCUCGGCUCGUGAGGCGGGCGCCGCCGGUGGCAUCAGCGGUCUGCUGCGUGACCUCAGUCUGAGCGAAGCGCCCUCUCCUGGCAGCGCCGCGCCACCCAGCAAACGCCAGUGCCGCUCGCUGUCCUGCUCCGGCGAGCUCGGCUGUCGCUCCUCGUGGCGGCCGCAGGGGUCGCGCGUGUGGACGGCCGUGGAGAAGCGCCGCUGCCACAGUGGGGGAAGCGUUCAGCGCGGCGCCUUUGCUCCAUCCGGGUUUCCCGCCAUGCAGCGCAGUUUCAGCUUCAGCCUGCCGACACGCAUCAAUCCGCCGGAGACCUUCAGCCACGGCUUCCCUUUCUCCGCGUCCCCGCAGACGCCACAGGCUCUCUACCUCUCGCACGAGCAGAUCUGCCCCAACGAGUCCAGCUCGCCCGACUCCACGCCGGAGCUGGAGCGCCGCAGACAGGGACUCGCCCGCAGCCGGUCACAGCCCUGCGUCCACAACGACAAGAAGACCGGCGUGAAGCGGAGGAGACCGGCGGACUCUCACAAACACAGGCCUUCACUGGACCUGCUCAAGAUGACACAGAAGCUGCAGGACUUUCACAGUCUCAGCUGUCCAGGAUUCACUGGAGACGAGCAGACGCUCCACGUAGAGGGUGACGUCACGCUUGACCAGCACCAGACCAAAGAGGACACCGUCAUCCACCAAUCAGAGGCCAGCUGGAGCGGCGGGAAGGAGCGUGAGUGUCUGUGGGCGGGGCUUUGCAGCCGGAGGGGGCGGGACUCAUUCCAGCUGGGCGGAGAACUGGACAUCGAGCAAAUCGAGAGGAACUGAGAUGAUUCCCAGUAUUCCCGUUGGAUUAUUAUGGACGAGCGCUUCAGCGAGUGGACGCGGGACACAUGUAAUCGACUCAGGGUGAAGCACACGGAGAACGUCACGUCAUCAGAACGUGAGCCGUGCCGCGUGUAAACACGCAUGCAUUUAGAUUAGCAGGAGCCGACUUGAGAAACACUCGUGCUCUGACGUUCACACAGACACACUCUCUCUCACACACACACAGACACACUCACUCUCACACACACUCUCUCACACAGACAC